This is a messenger RNA of Corticium candelabrum, 1503 nucleotides long. RefSeq names its product diacylglycerol O-acyltransferase 2-like. Gene Ontology annotation, biological process: triglyceride biosynthetic process. Gene Ontology annotation, molecular function: diacylglycerol O-acyltransferase activity. The record is from RefSeq and is a predicted model, not a curated record. The coding region runs from base 46 to 1071 and encodes 341 amino acids. NCBI's taxonomy places the organism in Eukaryota, Metazoa, Porifera, Homoscleromorpha, Homosclerophorida, Plakinidae. Gene Ontology annotation, cellular component: endoplasmic reticulum membrane. The transcript has 3 exons.
GAGAGACGUGUAGAUCGCUGCUCUGCGCCUUGCAACUGCAACAGCAUGCCGUUCGGCAUCACGUUCGCUCCUAUCAACGUGCCACUUCGACGACGCUUGCAGACCUUGGCAGUUGUCCAUUACGUAGUCAUAUUUCUUAUGUCCAUCGGGCCAGCCAUCCCAUGGCUACUUAUAACCGCUCUGCUAGUGUUUGCUCCCAUCUUGUCUCCUCUCAUUAUCUCCUACCUCUUCUGGAUUUACGUGUGGGACAGACAGACAGCACACAGAGGUGGAAGGCGACUCUCAUUCAUGAGACGUCUCUCGUUGUGGACUUACUUCAGGGACUUUUUUCCAAUCGAUUUAUUGAAGACGUCAGAUCUAGACCCGAGCAAUAAUUAUAUUUUCUGCUGUCAUCCUCAUGGCAUUUUCAGUAUUGGACACUUUGCCACGUUUGGCACUGAGGGUACAGGUUUCAGUGAGAAAUAUCCGGGCAUUACACCGCAUCUUAUGACUUUGGAUGUGAAUUUAAAGGCGCCGUUGCUGAGAGAUUAUAUUAUGGCGGCUGGAGUGUGUGCCUCUAGCAAAGAGAGCUGUUUGCACUGUUUGAAUAGUGGUCCUGGCCAUUCGGUGGCAUUAGUUGUUGGUGGUGCAGCUGAAUCGUUGGAGGCGAGGCCGGGAUCGACCACUCUGGUGUUAAAGGAUCGACGAGGCUUUGUGAAGAUUGCUCUUAUGACAGGGGCCUCUCUUGUUCCUGUAUAUGCUUUUGGAGAAAACAACCUUUACAAGCAAGUAGACAACCCUCCAGGAUCUCUCCUGCGAAGAGUACAAGGCAGAAUCAAGAAAACAAUGGGUUUUGCACCACCAGUUUUCUAUGGCCGUGGCAUUUUCAAUUAUACUCUUGGACUACUACCACACAGACAUCCAGUCCAUGUAGUAGUUGGAGAACCCAUUGAUGUCAAAAAGGUUGAAAAUCCUGACGACGAUCAAGUUGAAAAGGUAUAUAAACAGUACACCGAGGCACUAAUACAACUGUUUAACUCACACAAGACAAAGUAUGGCGUGUCAGAAGAUACCGAGCUUGAUUUUGUUUGAUGAUUUUGGUUUGCAAUACCUAUUCAAAACAAGCAUGCUAUGGUCUGUCUUGUCUCUAUGGGGACAUUACAAAUCACUAGCAAUCAUAGUGUGUAUUCUUAUUUUUAUCAGUAUUCUGUGUUUCUACGUUUUUGUGAUCGAACAUCCUGCAUGGGAAAGACAUUAUAUAAGUGCCAUAGAUCUUGCUUUAACUGAUUGGCAGUAGACAAUAGAAUGGUUUUGUUGCAGUACUUUUGACAGUUUGAUUAACUUUAGCAGCAGGCGAAACAGCUUUGCAAUGAUUGAGUAUAAUGGUAAACAUGCCAUGACAAGAUCAUUCAAUACAGAAAGUGUUGCAGAUGUAUGAUGCAUCCAACGAUACAUGUAGCUGCAGUAAGUAUUCACAUACAGUUGUUACUACUGAAGUGGUUUGCUUGUGGCCUACCCUGUCAC